Messenger RNA from Scutellospora calospora, 230 nucleotides. The record is from the annotation of a GenBank genome assembly. Lineage: Eukaryota; Fungi; Glomeromycota; Glomeromycetes; Diversisporales; Gigasporaceae.
AAACAACAUAUUAUACUGAAACAGUUAAUCAAACAUUAAAUAAAUCAAGUAAAUCAGUAAUGGCUAGUAUUUUUGCUAUAAGAAAUCAAAUAAUUCCUACUCCUGUAUAUGAUGAAUUUACUCGCUAUUUAAAUGAAAAUCCAUUGGAAUCUGUAGACUUAUUAGUGAAUCAAAUGAAUGAAGAGUAUUCGAAAUGGAAAGCUAUUUACGAGCUUAAAUUAUUUACUUAA